UUUGUUUUUCACCACUCAAUAUUUUACUUGCUUAAUUUUUUUGUACACUUAUACAUUUUUAAUGAGUACAUACCAAUGUAUCUCUUCUUUUUGUUUAUAUGUACAUUGGUGAAAUAAAACAAAAACAAAAAAUAUACUAUAUUAAAAAGAAAAAUUGUAUUAUAACCAGCAUUUAAUAAUAUUAUAUUGAGAUUGUUCGUUCCCUCAUGAACUUGACAAGACAGUUGGGUUUCAGUCAAGUCGCGUCCGUCAUUGAAUAUUGAAUUAUAAAUCGGCGAUUGUUAUAAAUUUACUAUUCGGUUUAUCAAUUAAACAAACGAGAAAAAAAAAAUAAAAUAAAAUAUUUUACUAAAUUUAAGGGUAAAAUUAUUGUUGUGUGUUAUUUGAAUAAAAUUCAUCGCUGAAAUGAGUCGUGCAAUCGAUAUGCUUCUUGAUAGAGUCAGGGGACACCAAAGAGCCCCAUCUGACUCUAAGGAAUUCCACGAAGUCACAAAGCGUGAUGCACUUCGAUUGUUGGAGAGUGAAUUGGACAAUCUAUUGCUAACAACAACCGAACCAGAAAGAAAACAAUAUCUUCAAAAUGAAAUGAACCGAUUUGCUGAUUUGUUUGGCAGGUUCUUGCAAGAAGAUGGUCCAUCUAUUGAUUGGAAUGAAAUUCAAAAGCUUCCCGGUGAUGCUGUUAUGGAAUACUCUGGUUUGAGUGCCCCAAAAGAUGAACAGAUCAAGGAAAUGUUAAACAAAUUGAUCGUGAUCAAGCUAAACGGUGGUCUUGGUACCUCCAUGGGAUGUCACGGACCUAAAAGUGUUAUUCCUGUUCGCUCGGAUCUAACGUUCCUCGAUUUGACUGUGCAGCAAAUUGAACACCUUAACAAAAAAUACGAUGCCAAUGUACCACUCGUCCUUAUGAAUUCCUUCAACACCGAUCAAGAUACCGAAAAGAUUGUUCGUAAAUACCAAGGUUUCCGUGUACAAAUUUAUACUUUCAAUCAAAGUUGUUUCCCACGUAUUAGUCGUGAAUCUUUUCUACCUGUUGCCAAAGAUUUCACGAUAGAAAAUGAUAUGGAAGCAUGGUAUCCACCUGGUCACGGUGAUUUCUAUGAAUCCUUCCAGAACUCUGGUCUACUGAGUAAAUUUAUUAAAGAAGGUCGAGAAUAUUGUUUCUUGUCCAACAUUGAUAAUUUGGGAGCAACUGUUGAUUUAAAUAUUCUUAGCAAAUUGCUAAAUGAAGAUACACCACAAAAACCAAUGGAAUUCGUUAUGGAAGUUACAAAUAAGACAAGAGCUGAUGUUAAGGGUGGUACUCUUAUCCAAUAUGAGAACAAAUUGCGACUUCUGGAAAUCGCUCAGGUGCCAAAAGAACACGUAGAUGAUUUUAAAUCAGUCAAGACAUUUAAAUUCUUCAACACAAAUAACAUUUGGGCCAGUCUUAAAGCUAUCGACCGUGUGUUGCGUGAAAGAACUCUAAAGAUGGAAAUCAUUGUGAACAAUAAAUCUUUGGAAAAUGGACUGCGUGUUAUUCAACUAGAAACAGCUGUUGGUGCUGCUAUGAAGUGCUUUGAUGGAUCUGUUGGUGUUAAUGUGCCUCGUUCGCGUUUCUUGCCGGUCAAGAAGACAUCCGAUCUGUUGCUAGUUAUGUCCAACUUGUAUAGCUUAAAACAUGGCAGUCUUGUUAUGUCCCCACAAAGAAUGUUCCCAACAACGCCGCUUGUCAAAUUGGGUGAAAAUCAUUUCUCCAAAGUGAAAGAAUUCCUCAAUCGGUUUGCCAACAUCCCAGACAUCAUUGAGUUGGAUCAUUUGACCGUGUCAGGAGAUGUAACAUUUGGAAGGGGUGUCUCUUUAAGAGGAACCGUCAUUAUCAUCGCCAACCAUGGAGAUCGUAUUGAUAUCCCGGCUGGAGCUAUUCUCGAUAACAAAAUCGUAUCGGGCAAUAUGCGCAUUUUGGAUCAUUAAGUCUUAAAAACGAAGAAAGCGAUUAAAGCAAUCUACAAUAAAACAUCACACAUCAUUUAUUCUGACUCUGCAAAGAGAUCACAUGGCUAAAAUUUUAUAUUUAUAUCAAUAUGUAUAACGGAAAAAAAUCUGAUGCCCUUUAAAAAUGGGUAGCCUACGAUGCAAUCGCUCAAAGUUUCCUACUUAAAAUCGAUUUUAUAAUGCGUAGUUUUAGUUAAUUUAGUAUUUAGUCUUCAAGAUGAUUGUAUAUUCGUGUGUUUUCUUUUUGUUUGUUAAUUUAGUGUAAUGUAAAUUUUGUAUUUUAUUAUUUCGAAACUUGGGAAUCGCAACAAAAAAUAUCUUUAUUUGAUAAAAAAAAUAUUACGGCUUUUUUCGAGGACAUUUUAUUUUUUAGAGAACGUAAGUGUUAAAAUUUUAAAAGAAAGUUGUGCAAAUAAAAAUGAUUAUAUUUGUUAGUUAAAAAU
Molecule: messenger RNA, 2414 nt
Organism: Eupeodes corollae
Lineage: Eukaryota; Metazoa; Arthropoda; Insecta; Diptera; Syrphidae
Gene: UGP
Product: UTP--glucose-1-phosphate uridylyltransferase
Exons: 8
Coding region: 406-1950 (514 amino acids)
Biological process (GO): UDP-alpha-D-glucose metabolic process; glycogen metabolic process
Cellular component (GO): cytoplasm
Molecular function (GO): UTP:glucose-1-phosphate uridylyltransferase activity
Source: RefSeq, a predicted model, not a curated record